AUGAAGGUCUUGAACAUCCUCUCGGCUGCACUUCUGGCCGCAGUCUUGCCAGUUGCCAUUGCCGGACCUAUGCCUGCAUACGAAACUGACGAUAUCGAGCAAACCCCUAACAAACGCUUUGUUGCUAUUCCAAAUCUCGUUCCCCGCGGGUGCAGCGGUGGUCCACGGAAGCUGUGUUGGCUGGAAGUCUGCCUAGAUCUCUUUAUUUCCGUUAGGAGAACUCGUGAUAGUGCUCCAUCUAGGUUUCCCCGAAUAUUAGACAAAUAUGUAAAGAAACAGGCUGAUGGACAAGUGGAAUCUUUCUAUACGCACAGCACCUAG
Messenger RNA from Microsporum canis CBS 113480, 321 nucleotides. RefSeq lists its product as uncharacterized. NCBI's taxonomy places the organism in Eukaryota, Fungi, Ascomycota, Eurotiomycetes, Onygenales, Arthrodermataceae. The transcript has 3 exons. Bases 1 to 321 code for a protein of 106 amino acids. The record is from RefSeq and is a predicted model, not a curated record.